CCGCAGAUCUUAACUCCCCCCACCCCUUCGACUUUGGCUUUCCCAGGUCAUCAGACUGCAAUAUCCCGCGACCGCAAUCCGAGCUAAUAAAUUUGGGAACGGAGCGGGACCGAAAUUGCACGACCCAGCCAAGCCAGAAGGCAAUUUGGCCAAAUUUGCUGGCUCAAGCACGAUGCCCCGCCGACACGCCAAGCCGGCAGUGAUGCCGCCCCAGCCGGCAGCCGGCGUGCAGGAGACGAGCUUUGCCGCCGACGCCGCGCCCGAGCUCGAGGUUCUCGAGCACCGACCCAUCCCCGACGAGCAAAACACCAAAGCUCCAAAGCCGGCUCCGCCGGGGGCCCGCAAAGCCUCGGCGCGCGCGCUGGCCCCCGACCUGCUGCGCGGCGCCCUGACCGUGCUCAUGGCCAUGGACCACAACGCGCUGGCCCUCCGCACCUGGCCGCACGGCACUGCCGUCGACGGCGAGAUAGACUCGGCCGUGGUGCACGAGUGGAACCGCCCCGUAGCCUAUGUCGUCCGCACCCUCUCCCACCUGUGCGCCCCGGGCUUCACCUUCCUGCUGGGCAUGGGCGUCGUCUACUUUGGCCGGUCGCGCACCAGCCUCGGCUGGUCCGCCGCGCAGAUGGCCCGCCACUUUCUCGUCAGGGGCGUCGUGCUGACGCUGACCACCGAGGCCAUAGGCUUUAUCCUGACCCUUGGGCAGCUGUGGUUCUUCAACGUCAUCCUCUUCGCCCUCGGCGUCGACUACUUGCUGGUCGGCCUACUAUGGCUGGCCGUCGCGAGGACCGAGCAGACGCUCGCCUGGGCGCUGCUCAAGGUGUUGCCCAAGCAGGAGAAGGACGACGCGGCCGAGCCGCUCCUGCAGGCGCGCGGCUCGGGGGACGAGCGCGUCGCGCCGGACCGCACUAUCACGCGCGCCGCCGACAUCUCGUGGCACCUGCACAACGUCGCGCUAAUGGCGCUCGCCGUCGCCACCAUCUGGUGGAACAUCUGGCUCAGCCCCACGGGAGGACACUGCGGCGCCGAGCCCCGCCCCUUGCUGCCCGCCAGCAGCUGGGUGCGCGUCUGGUUCUACGAGGUCAAGGGGCCGCGUGUGCUGUCCGGGCUGCCGCCGCUGGCGUGGCUGUCGUUCGCCGUGCUCGGUCUCGUCUACGGCCGCGUCAUCCUCGCGCGCGCCUGGAGCACGCGCGCCAUCGUGGCCGGCAACGCCCUCGCCGGCGCCGCCUUCGCCGUCGCCUUCGUGCUCACGCGCCUGUACCGCUUCGGCAACCUCACCGAGGGCUGCCUGCACAUGCCCGAGCACGACGCGGCCCCCGCUGACGCGAACCAGUUCCUGGUGUCGGCCUAUUCCUUCUUCUACAUCGCCAAGUACCCCCCCGAUGUUUCGUACUGGGCGUUCAGCAUGGCCGGGAACUUCGCGCUGCUCGCCGUCUUUGCCGCCCUGCCGGCCCGCCCUGCCGCCCGCGCGCUCCAGGUCCUGCUCGUCUUCGGCAGCUCGGCGCUGUUCUUCUAUGUCGUUCACUUGUUCGUCAUAUUCGGCUUCGGCGCUGCCUCCAGGGCUCUCAUGGGUAGCCCUGCGUCCUUCCAGGACCCCCUCGACGACGCACCUACCAUUGGUGUCCCCAGCCUGUAUGUCUACUGGGCGCACCUGACGCUGGCGCUCGCCUUGCUGUACCCUCUCUGCCGGUGGUACGGCGCUUUCAAACAGACCAAGGGCCCCAAUUCCAUCUGGAGGUUCUUUUAGAUCCCGAGCA
Messenger RNA from Lasiosphaeria miniovina, 1754 nucleotides. RefSeq lists its product as uncharacterized. The transcript has a single exon. Bases 173 to 1744 code for a protein of 523 amino acids. Lineage: Eukaryota; Fungi; Ascomycota; Sordariomycetes; Sordariales; Lasiosphaeriaceae. The record is from RefSeq and is a predicted model, not a curated record.